Molecule: messenger RNA, 1690 nt
Organism: Procambarus clarkii (red swamp crayfish)
Lineage: Eukaryota; Metazoa; Arthropoda; Malacostraca; Decapoda; Cambaridae
Gene: p23
Product: p23
Biological process (GO): chaperone-mediated protein complex assembly; protein folding
Cellular component (GO): cytosol; nucleus
Molecular function (GO): Hsp90 protein binding; protein-folding chaperone binding
Source: RefSeq, a predicted model, not a curated record
GAAUGUAAAAGGAGAGAGAAGUGAGCAUCGGAGAGAGAAGGAUUGAGUCAGACAGAGGCUUUAACACCUCUCAGCCCAGGGCUGCGAAUUCUAUUAAUCCUUAAAGUACUUAUUUACGUUGCCAAGACCAAACGCCAAACACCAUGUCAACCGCACAGAAUCUUGCCCCUCCUCCAGUUGCCUGGGCACAGAGGAAACACCUGGUGUUCCUCACCAUUUGUGUGGAAGAUUGCAAAAGUCCUACAAUUAAUAUAGAAGAAAAUAAAAUAUAUUUCAAGGGCACUGGUGGAACAGAAAAGAAAGACUAUGAAUAUACGUAUGAUCUCUUUAAAGAAGUUGACCCUGAAAAAAGCCGUAGCUUUGUCCGCGCUCGUAACAUAGAGCUGAUAUUGACCAAGAAGGACGAUGGACCUUUCUGGCCACACCUUCUUAAACAAAAAAUGAAGCAACAUUGGCUUAAGGUAGACUUCAGCAGGUGGAAGGAUGAAGAUGAUAGUGAUGAUGAAGGAGAAGGUCAGAACCAAGAUCUUGAAGAGGUAAUGCGUCAGAUGGGUGGCUUGGGUGGUGACAGCCGGCCAUCUUUGGAUGAUCUUGAAGAUGAAGAUUCAGACGAUGAAGAUCUCCCAGACUUGGAGUAAUUGUACCUCAAGGCUGCAGAGGCCUUCGUGGACCACAUCUGAUCAUGGGGGCAAGAAAGCUACGUCCCACAUUUAAGUGGUGUAGCUUCUGAAGUUAAAGUGUGCAUAUUCCAUAGUUAACUCCCAAGGGACAAAGUUGAUAUGUGAUAUUCAUCCAAGUUGAAACAAAACAAAGAUGACUAUCCUAUGGGGCCUGUGCGCUUGAAAGACUUGACUAUCUGCCCCCCAUGUGAAAGGUUGCAGUGCUGAUGGACUAGUGGCUUUAUACCAUUACAAUACAAGGAGAAAAAUACCAAAUUCUUUCAAUAUACAUAACAGAAAUAAGCUAUGCUUGCACCAAACAUACCUUUACAGCUUUUAUAGAAAAUUCAAAUACAGUACCAAAUUCUACUGGCAGUGGAAGAAAAUAAAUUCUGAUCUGUGAGGAUUUCUUUUCAGAAUCCUUAAUUAAAGUGUGUGUGUUGGUGGUACUGUAUAUAGAAUUUACAGAUUCCUUUCAAAAGAUAGGUAGAGUAAGUAGAUGGUCUUGUUUAUACUGGGAGAAAUUUUCAUAUUUGGAGUCUGUUCUUUCAAUAAAUAAUCAGAUAAGAAUGUGUUGGUUUGUUCAACAGGUCAGGCAACUCAAGGUUAUUUUUAACCAGAUAAUGUAUUUUUUUUUUAUUUGUAGUAAUAGGUUGACGAAUACUGGUAUAUAGAAGCUGAAUUUGAGGAAAAUUAAUAAUGUAGUUGUUAAAAGGAGUACCUGUAUGUAAUAUUAAAGUUGAGUUGGUUUCAUACAUUUUGUAAAAAGAGUGUAUCCAUAUGCGAGGUGGUGAUCUUGACGUGUGUUUGUGAAUGUAAUGUGGGAUGCUAAUUUAGCUCUUUACCCCUUAAUUGUAUUUGCAAUUGUAUGUUAAGGCAUAGUUAUCUGGUAUAGCCACUGAUGUUUGUAAAAUAUAAUAGACCAUCUAUUUGCCUUAAUGUUAAAAAUGAAAGUUUCUUACAAAUGCCAUAUCAUAAGAACUCGAAACAUCCACAUUAUAAAAAUUAAACUUCCAAUACACCAAAUGCAA